Molecule: messenger RNA, 1126 nt
Organism: Tupaia belangeri chinensis (Chinese tree shrew)
Lineage: Eukaryota; Metazoa; Chordata; Mammalia; Scandentia; Tupaiidae
Exons: 3
Coding region: 77-1126 (349 amino acids)
Source: RefSeq, a predicted model, not a curated record
GACAGUGGAAAAUAUUUGUUACUAACAGACACACACUAAAGGAAAUCCAAAAAUGAUGAAAGAUGGAAGCUAGAAGAUGCAUGAAGAAAUAAGCUUUAAGGGCAGAUGUUCCACGGCUUUGCUCGAACCCCGGAGUCUUGACUUUUCUCUUCUCCUCUCCCGGCUGCUCAGACAACUCCUGACGGUCACUUCUUCCAGGAGGGGCGAGGAUGAAGUUAGAACAUCUGAACUGGAGCAGAGCACGGAAAGGCGGUGGCGGGGACGAGGGAGCUUCCUAGCGCCGGAGACGGAGGCAACUCGUCCUCGCGCGAAAGGGGCGGGCAGCCUCGGGCCGUUCGCAUUUCCUGUGACAGGGGCUGCCCCAGCCUCCGCCUCUCCCGCGGCGGCGGGACCAUUUCCUGAAUCGCUGAAGCGGAGGGAGGACUGGGGUGCGGCCCUACCAUUAGCGCGAAGGGAGGGGGAGUAUGAUAAGGAAAGGUUGAGGGACGCGAAGACCGCCAAGAACAAAGCAGUUCUGCCAAGUCCGCGGUUCCGUAGAGCGGCGCAGAAACGAGACUCCGAUGGGCCAGAGCUCCUCCCGGAGGCCGGGCCGGCCGGCUGUUUGCUCGGCGCCGGAGCAUCCCCCCUCCUGGCAGUCGCGACGUGGUUCAGCCCGGGAGGCCGGCGUCUUUCCCCCAGUUUGCCGUUCACCCGGAGCGCUCGGGACUUGCAGAUAGUGGUGACGGCGGCAACAUGUCCGUGGCGUUCGCAGCCCCGAGCCUGCCGUGUGUGGGAACCCGAGCCGCGGGCUGUGCCCGACAGGGUGGCGGAAGAGGGCGAACCGGUUUUUUCUCGGAAUCCUUCGCGCGCUUUGGCGCUUUCUUACAGCCACAAAAGCCCAAGCAACCGCCGCCCGAUUUCUCUAGGGAUGGGGCGGCGUUUGGGCGGCGGGGCGCGUGCGCCCGAGGGCGGCGGCGGCAGCGCAGGGAAGGCUCUGCCGGAGCCGGCGCCCCCCGCGCGUCGCUCCGGAGUUACUUUGGCGUCGCCCCGCCCCGCGCGCCGCGGCUGCUUAGUGCAGACCCGACCUCCGACGGCGGAGGAGCAGUCGGAGCGCAGAUCGUCUCCCUGUGAACUCCUGCUCAGUUAG